This is a messenger RNA of Dermatophagoides farinae (American house dust mite), 1721 nucleotides long. RefSeq names its product Dihydrolipoamide branched chain transacylase E2 (gene Dbct). The record is from RefSeq and is a predicted model, not a curated record. Gene Ontology annotation, cellular component: mitochondrion; cytoplasm. Lineage: Eukaryota; Metazoa; Arthropoda; Arachnida; Sarcoptiformes; Pyroglyphidae. Gene Ontology annotation, molecular function: lipoic acid binding; acetyltransferase activity.
UUGUUCUCAUCUAUAAAACAAAACAAAACAAAACAAAAAAAAUGUUGUCCAUUUAUUUACGUCGAACAACAAUUACAACGAAUAAUUGGAUUCGUGCAACCGUAUUGAAUAAAUGUCAAUCAUCAUUAUCAUCAUCAAUUUCAAAGUGUUCAUUAGGUUUAUUUACGUUACAACAACAACAACAACAGCCAAAAUAUGCAAAUCAAUAUUGCCACUAUCAUCAUCAUCAUCAUCAUCAUUGUCAUCGUCAUCGUCAUUUUCAAUGGAAAAAUCAACAUCCACAAUCAAUUCUAAUGGAAACUUUUAACACGAAUCAAAGACAUCUAAGUGGAAAUAGCCGAAUCGUAUCAUUCAAUCUAUCGGAUAUUGGUGAAGGAAUAUCCGAAGUAAUUAUUAAAGAAUGGUUUGUUAAAAUUGGUGAUCAUGUACAACAAUUCGAUAAUAUUUGUGAAGUACAAAGUGAUAAAGCAUCUGUAACGAUUACAAGCCGUUAUGAUGGCCAAAUACAAAAAAUCUACUAUCAGGUAGAUGAUACGGCCAAAGUUGGUUUACCAUUAAUCGAUAUAUUAAUCGAUUCAGAAGAUAGUUCAACAGAAUCAGAACCAGAAAAUCAAAAAAUUAUUAUGAAUGGUGAUGAACAGGAUAAUAUUGUUGCCGUUGAUGGCAGUAAUGACCAACAAGAUUAUCUUGGUGGUGGUAAAAUCAUUACAACACCAGCUGUACGUCGUAUGGCCAUUGAACAUAAAGUUGAUCUAAAUAAUGUUAUUGGUACUGGAAAAGAUGGCCGAAUUCUUAAAGAAGAUAUAUUUGGCUAUUUGGAACGAAUGUCUCAACAACAACAGCCUACUAUAGCUACAACAACAACUAAAGUAGAGUCUACAAUGAAAACAACAAAGUCGCCCAUUGAGCCUAGACAACAACAGCGAUCAAUACCGAAUGCAGCAUCCAUUCAAUCUAUAACCGAAGAUCGAAUUGAACCAUUUUCUAGUGUAACAAAAGGAAUGUUCAAAACAAUGACUAAAUCAUUAAGUGUUCCACAUUUUGGCCUUAGCGAAGAAAUCGAUUUAUCAAGUUUGGUUGAAUUACGGCCAGAAAUGAAAAAAAUUUCUGCUGAUAAGAAUGUACCGAUAUCAUUUAUGCCAUUUUUUAUCAAAGCAGCAUCGUUAGCAUUGAUGGAAUAUCCAUUAUUAAAUUCGACAAUAGAUUUGUCAGGUGAAAAGAUAAUAUAUCGUAGUGCACAUAAUAUAGGCAUUGCUAUGGAUACGAAACAAGGAUUAUUGGUACCUAACAUCAAAAAUGUCAAUCAGAUGAGCAUCAUAGAUGUUGCAAAUGAAUUAAAUCGAUUACAGCAACUAGGACAAAAAGGCCAAUUGGGUAUGGGCGAUCUAAGUGGUGGAACAUUUACAUUAUCAAACAUUGGUUCCAUUGGCGGUAUAUUCGGCAUACCGGUAUUGAUGCCUGGUGAAGUGGCAAUCGGUGCCAUUGGUCGUAUACGUAAAUUACCACGUUUUAUUGAUGAUCAAUCUGAACAAAUACGACGAGCACAUAUUAUACAGGUAUUAUGGUCAGCUGAUCAUCGAAUCAUUGAUGGUGCAACAAUGACACUUUUCUGUAUGUUAUGGAAAGAAUAUCUGGAAAAUCCAUUCAGAAUAUUUCUAUAAGAAUCCAAAUAUAUAUUCAUCCAUUUUUUUUGUUUGUUUGUUUGUUUGUUUGUUACACAA